CGGGGAGCGGCUGCUUCGAGGAUUGACGGGAGUCCGGUCACCAGCGGUGGGUUUAUACGCCUUCUCCACGAUCUGUAGAAGAAGAAACUGCUUCUGUAGUUUUAAAAAGGAUGCAGAGGAUGGGGCUGACUAUGAAGAAACCUGUUGCUGCUGCGGGGAUGGUUAAAGAAGAUUCAAUUGGGAGGAGAAAGGAACGGAGUGGCAACGACUUUGCACCCGGACUGUGCGGUGUUUCAAAGAGCUAUGAAUCCUUUGGCCGGACUUGAAAGGGAGGGAGACUCCCUACUCGGGGAAAAAACAUCAGAUGGGCAGAGGAGGCUAUUUUUAUGCGGCAAGACUCUUUAGAAAUCAGCUUUACUAUUUUCACUUCAUUUGAAAUGCACUCAGUUG
Molecule: messenger RNA, 390 nt
Organism: Linum tenue
Lineage: Eukaryota; Viridiplantae; Streptophyta; Magnoliopsida; Malpighiales; Linaceae
Source: the annotation of a GenBank genome assembly